CGAGCAAAAAUAAUUGGGCAAAAAUUAUAUAUUUAAGAAACAUUUAAAAAAAGUCCAAAUUUAGAAUGGCGAUAUUUUCCAUUUGUUGAGUGAGCUCAAGUUGUCAAACACCCAGCGAAUUAAAAGAUAACACGUGUUUUAAUAUCAUCAUCCAUCCACCAACUUCAGUACUCUGGGAACCACUGUUAUAAUAUCGCUUGUCUAUGCGCCUUCGCUUCACGAAGCUUUUUACUUUAUAACUUUUCAAAAAAUGGAUCGCCUCUUUCUUCUCUUCCUCAGCCUCUCUUGCGUAUUUGCUUCAGCCGUUGUCUCCGACGUCAUCAGCAACGACGAUCCGCUGAUCCGUCAAGUUGUAUCCGACGCCGAGACCGAGGAAGAUUCCGGUGACCACCUCCUAAACGCCGAGCACCACUUCACGCUGUUCAAAUCCAAGUUCGGGAAAACCUACGCCACCCAGGAGGAGCAUGAUUACCGACUUGGAGUCUUCAAGGCUAACCUGCGCCGGGCCAAGCGUCAUCAGCUCUUGGACCCCACCGCCAUCCACGGAGUAACAAAGUUUUCCGAUUUAACUCCAUCGGAGUUUCGCCGUCAGUUCCUCGGCUUGAAACCACUCAAGCUCCCAGCCGAUGCUCAAAAGGCUCCAAUCCUUCCGACCGAUAACUUACCUGAUGACUUCGACUGGCGCGAUCGCGGUGCCGUCACUGGCAUUAAAGACCAGGGAUCGUGUGGAUCGUGUUGGUCGUUUAGUACGACAGGAGCUUUGGAAGGAGCCCAUUAUUUGGCGACAGGGGAGCUCGUAAGCUUGAGUGAGCAGCAGCUUGUUGAUUGUGAUCACGAGUGUGAUCCACAAGAAUAUGGCGCGUGUGACUCAGGGUGUAACGGUGGCCUCAUGACCUCUGCUUUCGAAUAUACUCUAAAGGCUGGUGGACUUGAGAGAGAGGAGGAUUAUCCUUACACUGGGAAUGACCGUGGUCCCUGCAAAUUUGACAAGAGCAAAAUCGUUGCCUCUGUUGCUAACUUCAGUGUUAUUUCCGUUGAUGAGGAGCAAAUCGCUGCGAAUUUGGUGAAGCAUGGUCCACUUGCAGUGGGUAUCAAUGCAGUUUUCAUGCAGACAUAUGUGAAAGGAGUUUCAUGCCCGUACAUUUGUUUUAGAAGUUUGGAUCAUGGAGUGCUUCUCGUGGGGUAUGGAUCUGCUGGUUACGCCCCAAUCCGCUUCAAGGAAAAGCCUUACUGGAUCAUAAAGAACUCGUGGGGAGAAAACUGGGGAGAGGACGGAUAUUACAAGAUCUGCAGGGGUCACAAUGUUUGUGGGGUAGACUCCAUGGUCUCAAGUGUCGCUGCCUUGAAUACAAAAUCACAGUAGAAUGGCCCUGUAAAUAAAUGAUUAGUAACAGUAGCAUCAGUAUAUCUAUCAGCAAGUUAUAUUUCUAAAUUUAUGAUAGUACUUGAAGACUCCCUAGGCAUGCUCUGGCUUGAAACUAAAUACCCUUAUUCUUAUGGGUAUCGCCAUUGAUUGCUCCCUAAGAGGGGUGUAUCCUGGAGAUGAUGUGUUCUAGUCAGGAUCUAUCUAUCUAUUUAUAUACGAUUCUGUCAAGUA
Molecule: messenger RNA, 1597 nt
Organism: Durio zibethinus
Lineage: Eukaryota; Viridiplantae; Streptophyta; Magnoliopsida; Malvales; Malvaceae
Product: cysteine proteinase 15A-like
Biological process (GO): proteolysis
Molecular function (GO): cysteine-type peptidase activity
Source: RefSeq, a predicted model, not a curated record